Dioscorea cayenensis subsp. rotundata (Guinea yam) is the source of this 2513-nucleotide messenger RNA. RefSeq names its product wall-associated receptor kinase 2-like. The record is from RefSeq and is a predicted model, not a curated record. The transcript is spliced from 3 exons. NCBI's taxonomy places the organism in Eukaryota, Viridiplantae, Streptophyta, Magnoliopsida, Dioscoreales, Dioscoreaceae. Gene Ontology annotation, cellular component: plasma membrane. Gene Ontology annotation, molecular function: ATP binding; protein serine/threonine kinase activity; polysaccharide binding. Gene Ontology annotation, biological process: cell surface receptor signaling pathway; protein phosphorylation. Bases 14 to 2383 code for a protein of 789 amino acids.
AGAAGUUUGAGGUAUGUUUCUCUGUUUGCUUGUACAUGUGUUGCUGUUCUUCUCCUCUAGUAGUGGUACAUCUUCAAUGGCCUUGAAUGGCACCUUGCCUGGCUGCAAGGACAAGUGCGGCAACUUCACUAUCCCCUACCCAUUCGGCCUCUCUGACGGCUGCCACCUCCCCGGCUUCAAUAUCACAUGCAACGACACCAACAAUAAUAUUCCACCAAAGCUCUUCGUUGAUAACGGCAACAUCGAGAUUUUUAAUAUCACAGAUGAGGUUAUUGUCAUCGAUUUUGUUGGUGCAGCUAAUUAUGGUCCUUAUGGAUGUGAUUAUCGCACUACCACGGGGUUCGCUCUUAGUUAUACUUGGAGCCACCUUGCUGAUGAUCGAUAUCCCUACACAUUCUCUCAAGACAGAAACAUGUUCACUGCCAUCGGCUGCAGCAUGAUGGCCACCUUCUACGAUGGCCUGAUUCCUAAUUCCUCCAUCAGUGGCUGUAUCUCUGUGUGCCGUGACAAGUCCCGCAUCACUGACGGGCAAUGCUUUGGAAAUGGAUGUUGUCAAAGCUCCAUUCCCACGGGUCUCAAAGGCAUUGAUAUUAAUUUAGGCAGCAUAUUCUUAAAUGGCGUAAGUUAUAUCACCAAUUGUAGCAAAGCUUUCUUGGUGGAAAAGGACACGUUUGUGUUUAAUGCUUCAUUCAUCGAUUCCUUCAAUGGAACUGGACUUAAGGUUGUGCUAGACUGGGCCAUUAGAAAUCAGACAUGCGAUGUGGCCAGAAUGUCCACUGAUUAUGCGUGUAGGGACAACACCUUGUGUGUUAACUCCACCAACGGCCCUGGCUACCGCUGCAGCUGCCUCCCAGGAUACCAAGGGAACCCUUACCUUCUUGCUGUUCCUAAUGGUUGCCAAGAUAUAAACGAGUGUGCUGGUGAUCAAACGACCAACAACUGCUCUAUGCUCUGUGUAAACACUCCCGGCAGCUACUACUGUUCAUGCCCACAUGGUUACCAGGGAGACGGUAAAAUCAAUGGUACAGGAUGCUCCAAAAAAUCCAAACAACUACAAAUUGUUCUCGGUUGUGUGUUCGGCUCCUUGGUCUUGCUUAUUGUUGGUAUUUGGUUAUCAUACUGGGCAAUAAGGAAUAGAAGGAUGAACAAGCUAAGAGAGAUGUUCUUCGAACAAAAUGGUGGAUUGCUCAUGCAACAACUGCUCUCUUCGCACAGCAUGGGAACCAAAUCCGCACGCAUCUUCACCGAAAAAGAACUAGAGCUUGCCACAGACAACUACAAUGAAAGCCGAGUCCUUGGCCAAGGAGGCUACGGUAUUGUUUACAAAGGAAUCCUCACAAGCAACCAAAUUGUGGCCAUCAAAAAGUCUAAAUUCAUGGAUAACAACAACCAAAUCAAUCAGAUGGACCAGUUCAUCAAUGAGGUGGUCAUUCUAUCACAAGUGAUCCACAAGAAUGUGGUGAAGAUCUUGGGUUGUUGCCUUGAGACACCAGUGCCAUUACUUGUCUAUGAGUAUGUCCCCGGUGGAACGCUUUACCAUCAUAUUCACGAAAGAAAGGGCUCACUUUCAUGGAGUAUUCGUUUGAAAAUUGCCACAGAAACUGCUGAUGCAUUGUCCUAUCUUCACUCUGCCACUGAAACACAAAUCUUGCACAGAGAUGUCAAGUCUGCAAACAUUCUUCUUGAUGACAACUACAUGGCCAAAGUAUCAGAUUUUGGAGCUUCAAGACUGAUACCACAAGAUGCAGACAACAAAACAACGAUGGUUCAGGGAACUCCCGGGUACUUGGAUCCAGAAUGUUACUCCUCUGGAAUUUUAACAGAGAAGAGUGAUGUCUAUAGCUUUGGAGUUGUCCUUGCUGAGCUUCUUACAGGAGAAAAGCCCAUUUCACAUGGAAGAAAACAGGAGGAGAAGAGCCUGGCCAUUUACUUCGUUCUAAGCGUGAAGAGAAACUCAAUGUUCGAUAUCUUAGAGCCUAGAGUGAAGACUGAGGCAAAACAAGAGCAAUUGCAGGGAAUGACUGAGUUGAUACAGGGAUGCCUUAAGAUGAAAGGGGAUGAGAGGCCAACAAUGAAGGCUGUGGCCUUGGAGCUUGAACGUUUGAAGAGCCAAGAUGUGGAUAGCCUGCAUGAAUGGCCAGUACUGAAUGAGUGUGGAGUGGAUGAGAGUGUGGUCGUUAAAACAAAAAGGUUUGUUAAAUGGAAAAGUUUAGAGGAUGAAAGCUUGCUCGGAAGAUCAAUUUCGUCUUGUGCUUCAUGUCAUGAGACAGGGAAUACAAGUGAUUUGCUGAUGGGUUCUAGUUCAACCAUGUUCUUAUCUAGUACUAGCAGCACCAUGGAUACUGAAAUCAUGCUGGCUGCACUGGGACCACGGAAGAAGUGAUUUUUUUUUUAUUACAUACAGCUAGUUAGCAAUUUUGGAGUCUCUCCUAUGUUUGAUGUUUUGGAUUUAGGACCACAUGCCCCAUGUUCUAAAUUAAUUAAGUUUUUACUUCUAAAAUGAAAAGGGUACU